AUGUCGAACUCGGUCGUGGGCGGUGUCUACCAGCAGAUCAUCGAGAAGGUGAUCCAGACGUCGCAGAAUGAUUUCGAGGAGUCUGGCGUCGACCACACGACGCUCGACGAGAUGAAGCAGGGCUGGCAAGAGAGGCUAUCUGCUCUCAAGAUUGCUCACUUCCCUUGGGAUCCCGCCCCUGAGCCUGUUCGUCAGCCGCCUACGGUGCCAUCCAACGUCAAGGUUGACAAUGAUAUGCCUCCCGUUUCCGGUCCUCAGGAUGGCCUAAACUUCCCGAAUGUGCCCGUCAAGACAGAAGGAGGAUAUCAGCCACCUGUUGCUAACUACCCUCCAGCCCAGACUGCGAACAAUGGUUAUGGUGGCAGCUAUGAUCAAAACACACAGCUGGCAAACCAGCGCGCGGCUGCGCUCGUCCAGCAACGCAUUCAGCAACAGGGACAUGUGCAGCAGCAAAACUUUCCCAACCUUGCUCAACAAGGACAUUUGCCGCAGAUGCCAAUGCAAAAUCAGCAGCAGCGGAUGAUGGCGCCACAACAACAGCAUCAGCGCCCGCCGCAACAGCAACAGCAACAGCAACAGAUGCCGCAGCAGCGUCCACCGCCGCAAAAUCACAUGUACACCUCUCAGACUGAUGGUUCAGGUGAUGCCAUGGCCGACUGGGAGGCCCUGAAGGCUGCGCGAGCUGCUGAUGCAGUUGAGCGUAUGGCAGCAGACGACUUCAUGCGUGCCCGUGUUGAUGCCAUGGCUAUGCGUCAAGACAGUGGCCUCAUGGUGCCGCUCGAUUCGAUGCCAAAGGGCAGGAAGCGAAAGGCUGCUGUGCGUGUGUUACAGACCGAAGAUGCAGAAGCAUCGUCAAGUGCACCAGGCCCUGCUCGCUUUGACGGCGACGACGAUGUCAAGCCCGAAGAGGAUCCGGAUGAUGCGAUCAACUCUGACCUUGAUGAUUCAGAGGACGAGCUUGGCGAUGGCGACAACAGUGAUGACGAGAUGGUCGACUACAUGCUCUGUACCUAUGACAAGGUCCAGCGCGUCAAGAACAAGUGGAAGUGCACCCUCAAGGACGGUAUCCUGACGACGAACAAGAAGGAAUACUUGUUCCACAAGGCAAAUGCUGAACUCGAGUUCUAA
Alternaria postmessia is the source of this 1128-nucleotide messenger RNA. RefSeq lists its product as uncharacterized. The transcript has 5 exons. Gene Ontology annotation, biological process: transcription by RNA polymerase II; transcription initiation at RNA polymerase II promoter. NCBI's taxonomy places the organism in Eukaryota, Fungi, Ascomycota, Dothideomycetes, Pleosporales, Pleosporaceae. The record is from RefSeq and is a predicted model, not a curated record. The coding region runs from base 1 to 1128 and encodes 375 amino acids. Gene Ontology annotation, cellular component: transcription factor TFIIA complex.